AUGGAGGAGGUGAUGGAGGAGGUGAUGGAGGAGGGUGAUGGAGGAGGGUAUGGAGGAGGGAUGGAUGAGGUGAUGGAGGAGGUGAUGGAGGAGGUGAUGGAGGAAGUGAUGGAGGAGGGGAUGGACGAGGUGAUGGAUGGGGAGGUGAUGGAGGAGGGGAUGGAGGAGGUGAUGGAGGAGGUGAUGGAGGAGGUGAUGGACGAGGUGAUGGAGGAGGUGAUGAGUGGAGGAGGUGAUGGAGGAGGUGAUGGAGGAGGUGAUGGAGGAGGUGAUGAGGAGGUGAUGGAGGAGGUGAUGGAGAGGUGA
Knipowitschia caucasica is the source of this 306-nucleotide messenger RNA. The record is from the annotation of a GenBank genome assembly. NCBI's taxonomy places the organism in Eukaryota, Metazoa, Chordata, Actinopteri, Gobiiformes, Gobiidae.